AUGGUGUGGCCAAUGCUCUUCUCGCUGGAUUAUGAGAUAGGACCUAAAGAGCAUGGGGGUGUCGGCAUCCUGGGUGUCGCAUGGUUUUCUGGGGGCACAGGUUAUGCGCAAAAGGUGGAUGUCGUUGUACUGACAACCAAGGGUCCAUUAAUGAGUGUCGCAAAGGAUGAGUAUCACGUCCCGCUGUAG
Messenger RNA from Penicillium macrosclerotiorum, 189 nucleotides. RefSeq lists its product as uncharacterized. The transcript has a single exon. The coding region runs from base 1 to 189 and encodes 62 amino acids. Lineage: Eukaryota; Fungi; Ascomycota; Eurotiomycetes; Eurotiales; Aspergillaceae. The record is from RefSeq and is a predicted model, not a curated record.